AUGCACGCAGCGCGGCGCAGGGAAAACACGUGUGUGAGUCGCUCGCGCUUUUACGACGCUCGUCUCGAAUAUUAUGAAUUAGUCUAUAUUCAAACCAUGACUCCAAUAAAUGAAGAGAGCUUAGAGCCGCCACAUAUAGUUGUCCUGGAUGGUGGAUUCUCAACGCAACUUUCUUGUCACGUAGGUCAUGUCAUUGACGGUGACCCUCUUUGGAGCGCCCGCUUCUUGCAUACACACCCCAACGAGGUCGUGAAUACUCAUCUUGACUUCCUUAGAGCUGGCGCAGAUUUAAUUAUUACAAAUACGUAUCAGGCGUCAGUUGAUGGCUUCGUGGAGCACCUAGACGUGACCCCCGAACAAGCUUUAGACCUCAUAACACGCGCCGUAGAUCUGGCUAAACAAGCGCGUACAUUGUAUCUUGAAGAAUAUCAAGAUUAUAUACAGAAUGGUGAUGUCCCAUUAGUAGUGGGAUCAGUGGGACCAUAUGGUGCUCAUUUGCACGAUGGAUCGGAAUACGACGGCAGUUAUGCAGACACUACAUCUGUUCAAACAAUGCGUGAAUGGCACAGACCCCGUAUUCAAGCACUCGUAGAAGCCGGAGUGGACUUAUUGGCAUUAGAAACUAUUCCCUGUCAAGAAGAGGCGGAGAUGUUGUGUGAUUUGUUACGUGAAUUUCCCAAUGUUAAAGCUUGGUUGGCCUUUAGUUGCAAGGAUAACCAAAGCAUAGCACAUGGGGAGAGUUUUCAAAAGGUAGCAAAAAAAUGUUGGGAAGCAAAUCCGGAUCAGCUUGUGGCAGUUGGAGUGAACUGUUGUGCGCCGUCAUUUGUCUCCACUCUGUUAAAUGGAAUUAAUGAUGAUCGACCGAACUCUCCUAUUCCUCUCAUCGUAUAUCCUAAUUCCGGAGAAAAAUACAAUCCUCAAAUAGGUUGGAUAGACCGCGAUAAAUGCGAGCCAGUAGAAAAAUUCAUUCAAGAAUGGCUGGAGUUGGGCGUGCGGUACAUUGGGGGCUGCUGCCGUACUUAUGCUGCCGACGUUUCGCGCAUCCGCAAUCAAGUAUAUUGUUGGCGAGACCGUUGGCGCUUCAACAGACAUCGAGAAACUACGACCAACGCCAAA
Molecule: messenger RNA, 1116 nt
Organism: Brenthis ino (lesser marbled fritillary)
Lineage: Eukaryota; Metazoa; Arthropoda; Insecta; Lepidoptera; Nymphalidae
Source: the annotation of a GenBank genome assembly